CGACCAUCCAUAGCCUUUGUGACACCAUACUGUAGAAAUAUACUUUCACCACUUCCAGUCUAAUACACCAUCUACUGUCAACGACAAUGGGGUUCUCGGUGUACGUGUUGUACGACUUGGAAUCAUCGAAAUCCUCAUUCUCGUCUUCUGGUCAAACUCAUCCGUCGUCAUCUCGGCACAUUUUUCGUCGUCCCGCCACAAAAUAUGCCUUACAUUCUCACUUUCUACAUCGUUUGCUGCUUUUUUAAUUGUUUGCAGGCUGCUAACCCCAGAAAACAGGGACACAGGCCGGAAGCUGGGUAUAGCAACCGCUCUGAUGUUUACGCUUCCAUUCAUUGCCUUCUAUAUUAUGAUGGAAAUUUGCAAAGAAAAGAAGAACCCAGAAAACUGGGCGGGGGCUGCGGCAAUUGUCACCACAAACCUUAUAGUUGCUGGGUACUGUUAUAUCGCAUACAUAGAAGACAUCGAUGACAACGAUGAAGACGGGCCAAGGCAGGGAGCUGCAAAGCAAAGAGUCGACUAGCUCUGAAUCGUGCUGUUUCUCUUCCUGCUCUUUCUAGAACAACCUUCAAGAGGAAAACAUUUGUUCCACCAUAAACGAUACCGGCAGUAACACGCAUGAUGUAAACCCCAAACACUGAUAAGUUUUCAUUUGACUGUCGUGUAGUAGUGAGGACCAACAACAUCGAUAAAAUGAUCGAAAAUAUUCCACGAAUAUAACAGAUAAAGAUAG
Molecule: messenger RNA, 733 nt
Organism: Pseudo-nitzschia multistriata
Lineage: Eukaryota; Bacillariophyta; Bacillariophyceae; Bacillariales; Bacillariaceae
Source: the annotation of a GenBank genome assembly